AUGCGCCUCUCCAAAACCCUUGUCGACAUGGACAUGGCCGACUACAGUGCUGCGCUGGACCCAGCCUACACCACCCUGGAGUUUGAGAAUGUGCAGGUGUUGACGAUGGGCAAUGACACGUCCCCAUCAGAAGGUACCAACCUCAACGCACCCAACAGCCUGGGUGUCAGCGCCCUGUGUGCCAUCUGUGGGGACCGGGCCACAGGCAAACACUAUGGUGCCUCAAGCUGUGAUGGCUGCAAGGGCUUCUUCCGGAGGAGUGUGAGGAAGAACCACAUGUACUCCUGCAGAUUUAGCCGGCAGUGCGUGGUGGACAAGGACAAGAGGAACCAGUGCCGCUACUGCAGGCUCAAGAAGUGCUUCCGGGCUGGCAUGAAGAAGGAAGCCGUCCAGAACGAACGGGACCGGAUCAGCACUCGCAGGUCGAGCUACGAGGACAGCAGCCUGCCCUCCAUCAACGCGCUCCUGCAGGCCGAGGUCCUGUCCCAGCAGAUCACCUCCCCUGUCUCUGGAAUCAAUGGUGACAUUCGGGCAAAGAAGAUCGCCAGCAUCGCGGAUGUGUGUGAGUCCAUGAAAGAGCAGCUGCUGGUGCUCGUCGAGUGGGCCAAGUACAUCCCAGCUUUCUGCGAGCUCCCCCUGGACGACCAGGUGGCCCUGCUCAGAGCCCAUGCUGGUGAGCACCUGCUGCUCGGAGCCACCAAGCGCUCCAUGGUGUUCAAGGACGUUCUGCUUCUAGGCAAUGACUACAUCGUCCCUCGGCACUGCCCAGAGCUGGCAGAGAUGAGCCGUGUGUCCAUCCGCAUCCUGGAUGAGCUGGUGCUGCCCUUUCAGGAGCUGCAGAUCGAUGACAAUGAGUAUGCCUGCCUCAAAGCCAUCAUCUUCUUUGACCCAGAUGCCAAGGGGCUGAGCGACCCGGGCAAGAUCAAGAGGCUGCGUUCCCAGGUGCAGGUGAGCCUGGAGGACUACAUCAACGACCGCCAGUACGACUCACGCGGCCGCUUCGGCGAGCUGCUGCUGCUGCUGCCCACCCUACAGAGCAUCACCUGGCAGAUGAUCGAGCAGAUCCAGUUCAUCAAGCUCUUUGGCAUGGCCAAGAUCGACAACCUGCUGCAGGAGAUGCUGCUGGGAGGGUCCUCCAGUGAUGCACCUCAUGCCCAUCACCCCCUGCACCCUCACCUGAUGCAGGAACACAUGGGCACCAACGUCAUUGUUGCCAACACGAUGCCUGCUCACCUCAGCAACGGACAGAUGUGUGAGUGGCCCCGACCCAGGGGGCAGGCAGCCACCCCUGAGACUCCACAGCCCUCGCCGCCAGGUGGCUCGGGGUCUGAGCCCUACAAGCUCCUGCCGGGAGCCAUCGCCACAAUCGUCAAGCCCCCCUCUGCAAUCCCACAGCCGACCAUCACCAAGCAGGAAGUCAUCUAGCAAGUCACUAGGGGGAGGGGGCUCUGCCAGCCCCCCGGCCCCCUCAGAGAGCCCCGAUGGUCACUUGGUCAC
This is a messenger RNA of Lagenorhynchus albirostris (white-beaked dolphin), 1497 nucleotides long. RefSeq names its product hepatocyte nuclear factor 4 alpha (gene HNF4A). Bases 1 to 1425 code for a protein of 474 amino acids. Gene Ontology annotation, biological process: anatomical structure development; cell differentiation; positive regulation of transcription by RNA polymerase II. The record is from RefSeq and is a predicted model, not a curated record. Lineage: Eukaryota; Metazoa; Chordata; Mammalia; Artiodactyla; Delphinidae. Gene Ontology annotation, molecular function: RNA polymerase II cis-regulatory region sequence-specific DNA binding; zinc ion binding; nuclear receptor activity. The transcript has 10 exons.